Molecule: messenger RNA, 930 nt
Organism: Tetrahymena thermophila SB210
Lineage: Eukaryota; Ciliophora; Oligohymenophorea; Hymenostomatida; Tetrahymenidae
Exons: 1
Source: RefSeq, a predicted model, not a curated record
AUGAGAAUUAUAUGCUUAGCUUUAAUUGCUUUACUUGCAAUAUCUGUUGUCUAUGCUGAUGAAGAUAUUGAUGCUAUCAAGGAAUGCGCUACUUCUACUGAUGCCCAAAUGAAUUGUGGUGAAGAUGAAGAUGAGGCCUGUGAAAAAGAAAAGGAAAGAUUGGAAUCAUGCAUAGAUGCUUGUGACAACGGUUCCUUCGAUUAAACUAUGUAUGAAUAAGGGUUAUGCUUUUAAAAAAAGUGUACUACCAAAAACUCAAAGCUCAAAACUGCUUUAUCAAAUUACAUUAAAUGUUUCCUUAAAUUCCCUCCCACUGAAGAUAAUAAAAAUGAAGGCGACAAUAAAGGUGAAGAUGAAAAUAAGGGUGAAGGAGAAAAGAAAGAUGAAGGCGUAAAUAAGGACGAAGAUAACAAGAAAGAUGAAGGAGAAAAGAAGGAUGAAGGAGAAAAUAAGGAUGAAGGAAACAAGAAAGAUGAAGGAGAAAAGAAGGAUGAAGGAAACAAGAAAGACGAAGGGGAAAAGAAGGAUGAAGGAAACAAGAAAGAUGAAGGAGAAAAGAAGGAUGAAGGAAACAAAUAAGACGAAGGUGAAAAGAAGGAUGAAGGAAACAAAAAAGACGAAGGUGAAAAGAAAGAUGAAGGAGAAAAGAAGGACGAAGGAAAUAAAAAAGAUGAAGGAGAAAAAAACGAGGAAGGAAACAAGAAAGAUGAAGGUGAAAAGAAAGAUGAAGGUAUCAAAAAAGAUGAGGAAAAUAAAAAAGACAAGGUCGAAGAAGGUCAAUAAGGCUAAAAGGGAGAUAAAAACUCUAAUGAUCAAAAAGAUUAAAAAGACCAAAAUGGUAAACCUACCAAAGCUGAAUAAAGUGUUAUUUCUGGUGGAAACUCUUUAGUUUUUGCAGUCACUUUAACUAUUUUAGCUUUAUUAAAUUGA